UGUGGGCUUUUAAUCAAACUUUCUUCGGCCUUUUGCUUGCCAAAGUAGUAAGCUAACACUGGCGGUUCCUAGGCGGCAAUAAGUUACACAGGCUAAACGGUGCGUUUUGACCAAGUAAUUUUAAAAAAGGCAGUGCGUUUUAGAAAUUGAAAUUGAAAUUGGGAUUGGGAUUGGGAUCAAUUGUUUUGCCGUACAACAAUGAAGGAUCGUUCAGAGAAACCAAAUGCUAACCCUAAAUCGAACUUGACGAACCAAAAUUACAGCAAUCCAAAGAAGGGGGACAAGAAGAAGAAGAGUGAAUUUGAGUUCUGCAAGGUUUGUAAACUGAAUCACAACCAAGGGCAACGUCAUAAGUAUUUCCCUAACCACAAAAACUGCCUCUCCGUUUUCCUCUCUCGAUUCCAAAACAAGAUCGACGACAUUCGCUUCUUCUUGAAAAAUCCUACCGCUCUUCGACCCGAACACGCUGAUCGCAACCGAUUUUGGUGCGUCUUCUGCGAUACUGAUGUCGACGAGCUCGAUAGCUCUUUCGCUUGUGAAAAUGCUAUUAAUCACUUGGCUGGCACGGAUCACCUGAAGAAUUUGAAACAUUUUCUCUGGCAAUAUGGUGGUAAGAUGGACUGUUUGGACAUGUAUAGGAUAUUGGAAACUGAUCUGACAAAGUGGGAGAAGAAGUGUAAGUCAUUGAAGAUUGAAGCUAUGGCUGCUCCUACUGAAGGGUCUUGUGGAGUUGUAUAUGGAGCUUCAAAUGAUAUCCACAAUAACAUCAACUUUGAAAAAAUAAAUAACCUUGAACAAAAUACUAUUAACACUCUCAAAUCAAGUUAUUCAAAUGUUGUUAUGCCUUUACAGUACAAUACGGAUAAGUAUCAGAUAUCUAAUUCAAGAUUCCCUGAAGGUGCAAAUUUUGGUUCAAAUUUGCAUGAGGUUAACUUUUCUUUGCUUGUGGGUGAACGUACCAAUACGAGUUUGUGGAACUCAAAUGAUUUGAUAGCUAAAUGCAGUAGCCAACAGAAUCUUCUUUACAAGAAUGGAAUAUGCCCCCCAGGGAAUGCUUACCUCAGUAAUGUUGGGGUGUGCCAAGUGUACCAGAGUGGAAGUGUGGCGAAUGGAGAAAACAGUUCUCAGGGUUUGCAGAGCUUAGCUCAAGUCACUUUGAUGUCAACAGGAGAUGCUGGAGGAAAUGUGCACUCUGGAGCAGCUCCUCCUUGGCUUGAAACAGCUGAUCAAACUUUGCUAAAUGAUAAAGUAAAACCAGCUUUAAGUAGCUUUAUUUCGUCAAGUAAGUCACAGAAAUUCCGUAAGUUGAACCCAAAAAGGGUGGGAGCUGCUUGGGCUGAAAAGCGAAAGAUGGAGCUGGAGAAGGAGAAGAGAGGGGAGAUUGUCAACAGUGGUUGUGAUGCUAACUGGCUUCCUGAUUUUGGUAGAGUUUGGCAGUCAGGUAGCAGGAAGGAAUCUAGAAAAGAAUUUGAGAUUGAGAAACAGAAGUUCUUCAAGGUUGAAAGUCAGUCUGACAUGCCAAUUAAGAUACAGCCUUACAUCAGUAAACGAAUGCGAAAAGAUUCUGGUGAAUGAUGAUUAAUGAUCAUGCAGAGGAAAGACCAUUCCAGUGAAGAUGAUGCUCAAAGAAUCAAGUAGCAUUCUUUUGUUUUUCCCCUCCCAUGGUGAAUCUAAAGACUCAUAAUGAAAAAUUUUCAGGAAAGGGAAGAGUGAGCCAUGGUGAUUUCACCAAUGAUAUUUAGCAACUGUUAAGAUUCCCUAAUGUAUUUUCUCUGGAUUCUCAUACCAUCUCUCAAAAGUUGUGUGCACUGUACAGCAUAAGAAAUAAUUUUCUUUUGCCCCCUCUUGUCUCACAAUAUGUAUGUAUAGCUAUGUUUCUGUUCUUUCUGUGGCAAUCAGAUGUGCAGUUUUAGGUUUUGAACAAUGGAUUUCUGAGCCGUGGCUCCCUGUUUAUACAUAUAAUUGGCAACCUUACAAGGGCCAGUUUGCC
Messenger RNA from Durio zibethinus, 1990 nucleotides. Its product is annotated as coiled coil protein. The record is from RefSeq and is a predicted model, not a curated record. Lineage: Eukaryota; Viridiplantae; Streptophyta; Magnoliopsida; Malvales; Malvaceae.